Messenger RNA from Thyridium curvatum, 915 nucleotides. RefSeq lists its product as uncharacterized. The record is from RefSeq and is a predicted model, not a curated record. The coding region runs from base 1 to 915 and encodes 304 amino acids. The transcript is spliced from 2 exons. Gene Ontology annotation, molecular function: gluconolactonase activity; calcium ion binding. Gene Ontology annotation, biological process: L-ascorbic acid biosynthetic process. Lineage: Eukaryota; Fungi; Ascomycota; Sordariomycetes; Thyridiales; Thyridiaceae.
AUGGCCGAGAACUACCAGACCUGGGAGGUGACCGAGCCCUACGUGAACCUUCACGACAGUCUAGGCGAGGGCCCAUACUACGAGAAGGGCACCAACACCGUGCGAUGGCUUGACAUCGCAAGGAAGCAGAUUCACACAGUGUCGGUCACGGAGGGUCCCGAGUCGGUCAAGACACAGCAACUCGACGUCCGGGUGUCUGUCACGGCAGACAUCGAGGGCGUUGACCCCAAGGAGAAGAUUCUAAUCGGCGCCAAGUUCGGCCUCGCCAUCCUGGACCGCAAGACUGGACAGUAUGAGUACAUCACCCGGUUUGUCGAGGGCGAGGGUAACCCGCGGACGAGGAGCAACGACGGUGCUGCCGACCCUCACGGCCGAUUCUGGCUCGGCACCAUGACCGACUUUGACUUGGGAGAAUUUCAGCCCGAAGGCUCUUUGGUCCGGUUCGACGGGGGCCAGUCUGUCGAGACUACUCGUCAGAGCAUCACCAUUCCCAACUCUGUUGGCUGGUCACCAGACGGCAGCAUCAUGUACUUCACCCAGACCGAGGCCGGCACAGUCUUCGCAUGGGAUUACUCGGCUGAGGAUGGUUCGCUGUCCAACGAGCGCGUCUUCUACAAGCACCAGGGCACCGGCGGCCCGGACGGCUUCCGCAUCGACGUGCAGGGCAACAUGUGGCACGCCAUCUACGGCGAGUCGAGAGUCAUCAAGAUUUCGCCCGAGGGCAAGCUCAUCGGCGAGAUCAAACUGCCGACACGAAACAUCACCUGCACCCAGUUCGUGGGCACGGAGCUCUUCAUCACCACGGCGAGCGAUCCCGAAGGAGACGAGCAGAGCCAGAAGAACGGGGGGGCAUUGUUCAGAGUUGAUGUUGGCACCACCGGUGUCGAGCCCUUCGAGUUCAAGCUCAAGAAGUAG